Molecule: messenger RNA, 842 nt
Organism: Pneumocystis carinii B80
Lineage: Eukaryota; Fungi; Ascomycota; Pneumocystomycetes; Pneumocystales; Pneumocystaceae
Exons: 5
Coding region: 1-801 (266 amino acids)
Biological process (GO): protein insertion into mitochondrial inner membrane from matrix
Cellular component (GO): mitochondrion; mitochondrial inner membrane
Source: RefSeq, a predicted model, not a curated record
AUGAUUUUUAUUAGGAAAUUAGGAAUUGGUGGAUCUCUUGGUAUUUAUGGGAAUAGUUUGAGUUUGUACAUGAAAAAAUGGGCAGAAAUAAGAUAUAUAUAUAAACGAAAGAUUCAUAAACCUUUGAUACAAAAACAUAUGAUGAUUCCUGAGGAUUUAGGCAUGCUAGAUGUAUAUAUUGCACCUAGUAGAAGCUGUUUACCAUCUUUUUGGAAAACACCAAAUCAAAGAAUAAGAUUGGCAUGGAGAUGGUUUUAUCAUAAGAUAAUAGGAUGGUUUAAGAAAAAAAUGUUUGAAGAACGUAUUAGGCCUGUCAAAAUAGAUUUUAAACAAUUGCAAUCAACAGUAGGAACAUAUUAUGAGAAAGUUAAUCAAGCUUAUGCAAAUGGGGAUAUUAAAGAAAUAGAUAAUCUUUGUGGCAAAGCUUAUGCUAAUACAUUAAAAUCUCAGAUUGCAAAACGGCCUAAGGAACUUCAACUUAAAUGGGUUCUUCAUCGAAUAAUAAAGCCCCCAAAGGCUGUUAGUUUUUCUCAGGCACAAGUAGAAAUUGGUUCUAAUAAGUAUCUUGCUCAAAUAGUGUAUAAAAUUCAUUCAGAACAAACUUUAACAAUCUUUUUAAAUGGGUUAAAAAAAGAAGAGUCUCUAAAAGAGCUUGUUGAAUACUAUGUUUUUCAAUAUAAAACAUGGGUAUUACCAUAUAAAUGGUAUAUAUGGGGAAAAACAGUAGAAGCAUCACCUGAUGCUGUAAAAGUAAAAUUAUGGAAAAAAGAUGGCAAGAGUCUAAGAACAGUAGGAUUUUAAUGUUAUUAUUGUUUAGGGUUAAUAUUUUUUCAAGGAUUAUA